AUGGCUAUCGUGGAUGCCCAAGACCGCAAGGACCAGGCAGCGCCUUCACCAGGCUUGCCCGAUUAUGUUACCUCCCCAAACGCUGUUUUCGGUGACGAAGGUGUUCAAUGGAGAUAUGGUAGAGCCCCGGACUACACAAAAACGCGGAAAGUUUGGAGAGAAGGCAAGAAGAUGAGCCAUGCAGCAGGUAGCCUACCAGAAUUGGUGGAAAACCUUGUCAAGAACUGGGAAGUUGAGGCCUCAUUCAAAACACGGCUCGAGGACUGGCGGACAGUUGAUCACGCCAACUACACGUUUUCAGUUAAUGGCGGACCACCGCAAUCGGGUGAGCACAUGCUCAAGGUGGGCACUUACAACGCCGUUAUUACGCCCAAUGAAUACUACAGCCCCGAUUAUUCCGACUUUGCGUCUAGCCAUAAGACCUUCAAGCGGAUGAUGCCCACUUUCGCCUGGGAAGUUCUCGAGGUUUACAGUGGUCCCCCCUGUGUUGCCUUCAAAUGGCGUCAUUGGGGUGUCAUGAAGUCAGAUUACGUAGGAUUCAACAACAAGGGCGAAAAGGUGACUGCGAAGGCUCAUGGGGGCCCCAUCGACAUUCAGGGGUUGACAGUGGCUCGGGUUGACGAUAAUCUUCGUCUGCAAGCUGUUGACACGUGGUUUGACUCCCUGCAGAUGUUCCAGCAGAUUGCACCCCAGGGCGUUGUUAAGAAGGAGCCUACUGUUAAGAACCUUGAUCCUGAGGCACAGCUUGAUGCAUCUGUGGGAAAUGAAGUAAAGAUGUCUCCCCAGGAGCUCAGUGAGUUACACAGUGGCUCUUUGAGUGGAAACACGUCUGGAGGGUGUCCUAUGAUGAAUAGAGAAUAG
Molecule: messenger RNA, 861 nt
Organism: Colletotrichum truncatum
Lineage: Eukaryota; Fungi; Ascomycota; Sordariomycetes; Glomerellales; Glomerellaceae
Source: RefSeq, a predicted model, not a curated record